GACGCAGAGCGAGCCCCAGCGAAAGCAGCAACCGAGCAGCGGCAGUUGCAGCAGCAGAGCAUCUUCCCUAGCUACAGAGUAGCCUACCUUGCAAACAACAUCCAUAGCCAGGGACCUCUGAGCAUCCCCGGAAAAUAACGAUAAACCAGAUAAAUAACAUGGCCACCUCCUCCUCCCCUAAUGUGGAUGAAGACGAGAGUCUGAAGGGCUGUGAAGUAUUUGUGCAGAAGCACAACAUCCAGCAGAUCCUCAAAGAGUGCAUUGUCAACCUGUGCAUCGCCAAGCCUGAGCGUCCUAUGAAAUUCCUGCGGGAGCACUUUGAAAAACUGGAGAAGGAAGAGUGCAAGCAGAUCCUGGCCCGCCAGAAGUCCAACUCUCAGUCGGACAGCCAUGAUGACGAGGUGUCCCCCCCGCCGCCCAACCCCGUAGUCAAGGCCCGCCGCCGCCGGGGAGGGGUCAGCGCCGAGGUCUACACCGAAGAGGACGCCGUCAGCUACGUCCGCAAGGUGAUUCCUAAGGACUACAAGACCAUGACUGCUCUGGCCAAGGCCAUCUCCAAGAACGUGCUGUUUGCUCACCUCGACGACAACGAGAGGAGUGACAUAUUUGAUGCCAUGUUCCCUGUCAUGCACAUUGCGGGAGAGACGGUCAUUCAGCAAGGUGAUGAAGGAGACAACUUCUAUGUGAUUGACCAAGGAGAAGUGGAUGUCUAUGUGAACGGAGAGUGGGUGACCAGUACUCGGGGAGGGGGCAGCUUUGGGGAGCUGGCCCUGAUCUACGGGACCCCCCGAGCCGCCACCGUCAAGGCCAAGACUGACAUGAAGCUGUGGGGCAUCGACCGGGACAGCUACCGACGCAUCCUCAUGGGUAGUACACUGAGGAAGAGGAAGAUGUACGAAGAGUUCCUGAGCAAGGUCUCCAUCCUUGAGUCUCUGGACAAGUGGGAGCGUCUGACCGUAGCUGAUUCCCUGGAGCCGGUCCAGUUUGAGGACGGGGAGAAGAUUGUGGUGCAGGGAGAUCCCGGAGAGGACUUCUUCAUCAUCACAGAG
This is a messenger RNA of Coregonus clupeaformis (lake whitefish), 1049 nucleotides long. Its product is annotated as cAMP-dependent protein kinase type I-beta regulatory subunit. NCBI's taxonomy places the organism in Eukaryota, Metazoa, Chordata, Actinopteri, Salmoniformes, Salmonidae. The record is from RefSeq and is a predicted model, not a curated record.